Suillus bovinus is the source of this 1121-nucleotide messenger RNA. RefSeq lists its product as uncharacterized. The record is from RefSeq and is a predicted model, not a curated record. NCBI's taxonomy places the organism in Eukaryota, Fungi, Basidiomycota, Agaricomycetes, Boletales, Suillaceae. The transcript has 5 exons. Bases 216 to 887 code for a protein of 223 amino acids. Gene Ontology annotation, cellular component: cytoplasm; membrane.
CCGGUCCGAGCCGGUCACCUUGCAUGCUCAGCGCUCAUUGCUAGCUGGUCAAGUAUCUUUACCGCGACCACCAUGAGCGCAGGCAAAGCCCCCAUGCACCCACUGCUAGCGCGGUACCUCACGCAGCUGUCGACAAACCCACUGCGCACCAAGGCAUUGACGUCCAGUAAGCUUCCUUUCAAUCCAGCAAACACAUAUGACGCUCAACGUGUCGGAUGCGUGCUCAUUAUAAUGCAGGCACGUUUUGUUUCCUCCAGGAAGUCAUUGGAUCGAACGCAUCUGGUCUCCCGCCGCCUCAAAUCCCAAAAGAUGCGGACCCCUUGACGAAAGCCCUCGCACGCGCACGUAUUGACUCCAAGGCUAUCAAGAUGGCUUUGUAUGGGUUCUUCGUAUCCGCUCCUGUGGGUCAUUUCCUCGUCGGCAUGCUGCAGAAGGCUUUUGCUGGGAAAACGGGGCUUAAGGCUAGGCUGGGGCAACUCCUUGCGAGCAAUUUGCUGAUUUCGCCAAUCAACGCGGUUGUGUUCUUGGCCUCUAUGGCUAUCAUAAAUGGUGCCAAAUCCGUCGACGAGGUCAUCCGUACUGUGAAGGGUGGCUUCUUCUCCGUUCUCCGAGUAUCAUGGGUAGUUUCCCCGUUGUCCAUGACCGUUGCACAGCAGUUCAUUCCUGUCGAAUUGUGGGUGCCUUUCUUCAACACGAUUCAGUUUAUGGUCGGCACCUUCAUGAACAUCAAAAUGAAGAAAAUGAGACUCGCUGCAGCGAGAAAGGAAGCUGAGGAACGGCAAGCGAGAGAAAGCGAGAGCGGCCAGGGAAGAAAAACUUUGAUCACCUUAUCUUGUAUACACAUCACACAUGUCAAUCAUACUCGCACUGUUUGGUUAUAUCCGUAAUAUAUUCUCUGUGCAUACAUUAUGGUUGCGAGAGAUCGGAUAUAACAAUUGAUGACGAGCUGUCCGUAGCCGCCCUCUGCUCGUAACAGUGCCUUACUUGCCAUGGCCCACCCUCCGUGUCAGGUUCGCCUACCUCAGUCUCCAAUCGCCAGUCUGACAAUGCGUACGUUCCUGGGCGGGUAGCGCACAACUGGGCGAGGACAGAUGUUGUCUGUGAUGGCUCCAGAAGCCCCC